UUGAACGAUGCUAUCGAUGCGCUCGAUGCGUCAAGAGUCGCAGCGCGUUGCAGCGCGCGCUUGCAGACUUGGCGGCCGCAGGCGAGUUAACUAGUGUCGUUGACAUACUAGGACUCAAGGCGAAAUCGACUUAGAGCUCCAGCAAGCGCGACCUGAGGAGCCUUGACGCAAAGCUUCGGCACUUCCCCCGUGUACGCGCACGAUCGAGGAGAUCUUCCCUAAACACCAAAAAUUGGCAAAACUCUCGCCAUGGAGACCACAGACGCCUUCCGGGCUCGCUUCGAGGAGAACUACUACACACUGUUGAUCAAAAAGGGCUUUGACCCUGCCGCGGCGAGGACGCGAGCGCGCGAAAAGGCGGCGGCCCUCCCGGAACGGAUCGAGACGCCCGCCGCAGCGCCUGCGCCAGCACCUGCCGCGCCGCCCACGCCCGUCGCCGCGCCGCCUGCUCCGCCGCCUGCACCCGCAGUCAAGCGCGAGGCGCCAUCGUCGGAGGACGAAUCGGAAGACGACGGCGACGAGUCCGACGACGACGCGGUACCUUUGGCCUCCCGAUCGGUAGACGAACUGAAGGCGAUCUGCCGGCGGCGCAACCUGCGCGUCGGCGGCAAGAAGGCCGAGCUUGUGCAACGGAUCGUGGACGACGACGGCGGCGUCCGCGAGCCGUCGAAGAAGAAGCGACGCGUCCGCAAAAGAAACUGGGGCCGCGGCUCGAUGAGCGGGCAACAACUCGGCGCGAUGGCGUCCGCGAUGCGCGUCGUGUUGCCCGAGCAGCUCCCGACGCCGGCGCUCGUGUCGCGCGAGGCGCCGGCGCAACGGGCCGACCACGUUUGUACGUGUCUGUCGGGCCACCCCGACCGGUGCUCCGCGCCGGUGCAUCUUUGCGCCUGUUGUACGGGCAAUUUCGCCGCGUGUCGCGCGACGGCGCACAACUGCAACUGCACGACCAUGAUCAGCCUGCUCUCGUCGACGGCGAUCCCGUGCCGAACUGUGUGGAAAGAUCCAGUUACCGAGACGAGGUCGCGUCGAUGGCGUGGGGCGUCCGAGAUUUUGUUUCCACACAGGUGCCGCGCGCACGUCCACCGGUGCCGCUGCGACAACCCGUCGCACAAGUGCCUGUCGCGCGUCCACAAGUGCAUCUGCGGGACGGUGCUCGGGAAGUGUCUGAAGCAUCCCAAUCGUAAGAAGUAACUAGCG
Pelagomonas calceolata is the source of this 1197-nucleotide messenger RNA. The record is from the annotation of a GenBank genome assembly. Lineage: Eukaryota; Pelagophyceae; Pelagomonadales; Pelagomonadaceae.